AUGUCGACCAAGAGGAUGCUGAGGAACGUCGCUCGAGCUACAGGUGCUCGGCCAAGAUCCAUUGUAACGGCCACACGUUUGUUCGGCAGUAGUAGCACCAGCCGAAGCAGCAGCGAUGCGAGCCCAUCGACCUCGACCUCGACUUCUACUUCAACGUCUGGCUCGAACCCAGCCAUGUCGUUCCCAUGCGUCGACCAGAACGAGUCACGCACCCAACGACUACUUGAACAACGUAGGAAAGCGCAAGCGCAAGCUUCGACAUCCUCUGCCUCGUCCUCCCAGUCAACCGAGCUGCCCAACCUGCCUUCGCCGCCUCCGUCAUCGUCGGUGAAUGAGCCCGAGACCGGGCCCGAACCCGCCUAUGCGAACGUCGUCACCGGUUACGAACUGUACUACCAUGACCAACCUUACGCCCUCGACUAUGGAGGCCACCUCCCCUCUUUUCACCUCGCAUACGAAACUUGGGGCAAGCUCAACGCCGACAAAUCCAAUGCGGUCCUCGUCCAUACGGGUUUGUCAGCAUCCUCUCACGCUCACUCGACGGUGCAGAACCCGGCCGAAGGGUGGUGGGAGAAAUUCAUCGGACCGGGUAAAAGCAUCGACACGGACAAAUACUUUGUCAUGUGCACCAACGUCCUCGGUGGUUGCUAUGGCUCGACCGGACCGAGCUCGUUGGAUCCGAGCGACGGCAAACCCUACGCGACCCGCUUCCCCAUCUUGUCCGUCUUCGACAUGGUCCGAGCGCAGUUCCAUCUCUUGAGCUCUCUGGGGAUUGAGAAACUGUAUGCGAGCGUGGGAAGCUCGAUGGGUGGGAUGCAGAGUCUCGCGGCGGCGCAUCUCGAACCGGAGCGGGUCGGAAAAGUCGUCAGUAUCAGUGGCACGGCGCGGAGCAGUCCUUCGAGUAUCGCCAUGAGGCAUGCGCAGCGCAGUGGUACGUUCGGAGAAGACAUAUGCUGUCACUAUGUGCGUUUUUUGGCGUGACUGAUGCAAUCGUGUACUGUAUUGUCGCAGUUUUGAUGGCCGACCCCAAUUGGAAACGAGGCUUCUACUAUGACGAUCUACCCCCACACACGGGCAUGAAACUCGCACGACGUUGGUCUGACCUUAUCGAACGUACUUUCACCUAGUCCUAGUACUGAAGCAACCACAUGACUUUUCCCGCAGAGAUCGCCACCAUCACCUACCGGUCCGGCCCCGAAUGGGAACAACGCUUCGGACGCCGACGUCGCGACAUUUCCUCCCCGUCGUCCAGCUCAGCCUCCCCACCCGUCCUUUGCCCCGAUUUCCUGAUCGAGACCUACCUCGAUCACCAAGGCGAACAAUUCUGCCUCAAAUACGACGCCAAUUCGCUCAUCUACAUCUCCAAAGCCAUGGACUUGUUCUCCAUGUCCCGUGAAUCGUUGGAUGAUUUGACGGCGCGAAGGAAUAAUCCCGAACAAGUGGGGGCGAGUUCAUGCCCGCUUCCCACAAGUUUGACACCAGGGACGGAAAGAAAGUCGUCCAAAUCCAAACCUUCCACAAAAGGCUUCAUUUCCUCCCUUCCCUCUUCGCACGCCUACCUCCCCGCCCUAACAGCCGGCCUUUCCCGCAUAACCCAUCCGACGCUCAUCAUGGGCGUUCAAUCCGAUACGCUCUUCCCUAUCGAACAACAACGUGAAUUGGCGGAAUGCUUGAAGGCGAAUGGGAACGAAAAGGUGGUGUAUUACGAGUUGAAUCAGCCCUGGGGGCACGAUACGUUCUUGUUGGAUGUGAGUAAUGUUGGAGGGGCGAUCAAGGGGUUCUUGGAGGGGGGCGAAUGA
This is a messenger RNA of Microbotryum saponariae, 1799 nucleotides long. The record is from the annotation of a GenBank genome assembly. NCBI's taxonomy places the organism in Eukaryota, Fungi, Basidiomycota, Microbotryomycetes, Microbotryales, Microbotryaceae.